AUGAACCACGGCCCAGCACUGCACCAACAACAAGCAGCAACCCAACCGCCCCCAUAUCAACCCCCAACGCCCAACACUCCCGCCCAAUAUCCAAACCCGCCGAACUCCCCCACAGAUAUCCAACCCAAACCCCCCAUAUACCCGCCCCCCCCGCUCCCUCCAAAUAAAAAAUCUUUCCCCACUAAAUUUGCCAUCCGCGUCACAGCUCCCAAGGGCCCACGAGCGGUGAUGUCAUCCCGUCAGACGAAGCUGCGGCCUGUGUUGGAGGCAUUAAUUAUAAGUGAACGGGAGAGAAUGAGGUGUUUAAUACAAGCCUGUUCCGAUGAAUGUGCGGCGAGCGGAAAACGAAAGAAUUUAGAGAUAAGUGAUUCCACAAAUUAG
This is a messenger RNA of Penaeus vannamei (Pacific white shrimp), 381 nucleotides long. Lineage: Eukaryota; Metazoa; Arthropoda; Malacostraca; Decapoda; Penaeidae. The record is from RefSeq and is a predicted model, not a curated record.